AUGAUGGCGGCGGCGGCGGCGGCGGCGCUGGCCCUCCCCCCCCCCCCCCAAGUGAUCGCCCAGAUGGAGAACGCAGCCGAAGUUCUGAUGGUACCACCUUCCAUGGUCAAUAAUGAGCAACGCCAGCACGCAGAGCACAUAUUCUUAUCAUUUAGGAAAUCAAAAUCACCAUUUGCAGUUUGCAAGCAUAUUUUGGAAACUAGUAAAGUGGUCUAUGUCCUUUUUCAAGCUGCCACAGCCAUUAUGGAAGCAGUUGUCCGAGAGUGGAUUCUCUUGGAAAAAGGUAGCAUCGAGUCACUGCACUUCCUUUUAACCUAUGUCUUACAGAGGCCUAACCUCCAAAAGUAUGUUCGGGACAUUCUAUUAGCAGUAGCAGUAAUUGUAAAACGAGGAUCAUUAGAUAAAUCAAUUGACUGCAAAAGCAUUUUUCAUGAAGUCAGCCAGUUGAUAAAUAGUGGUAAUCCCACUGUGCAAACCUUGGCCUGUUCCAUUCUAACUGCACUAUUGAGUGAAUUAUCAAGUUCAAGUAAAACUAGCAAUAUUGGGCUGAGUAUGGAAUUCCACAGUAACUGCAAAAGAGUUUUUCAGGAAGAAGACCUUCGUCAGAUCUUCAUGCUAACUGUUGAAAUCCUGCAAGAGUUCAGCAGGCGGGAGAACCUCAGUGCACAGAUGUCUUCAGUGUUUCAGCGGUAUCUUACACUCGCCAAUCAAGUCUUGAGCUGGAACUUUCUUCCUCCCAAUUUGGGCAGACAUUAUAUAGCUAUGUUUGAAUCACAAAAUGUGCUGUUGAAGCCAACAGAGUCCUGGCGGGAGACUCUUCUGGACAGCAGAGUUAUGGAACUUUUCUUCACAGUACACCAAAAAAUCAGAGAAGAUUCAGAUAUGGCACAAGAUUCUCUGCAGUGCCUUGCCCAGGUAGCUUCUCUUCAUGGACCCAUCUUCCCCGAUGAAGGAUCCCAAGUCGAUUAUCUAGCACACUUUAUUGAGGGAUCACUCAAUACUAUCAAUGGGAUUGAAAUAGAAGAUUCUGAAGCUGUGGGAAUCUCUAGCAUUAUCAGCAAUCUGAUAACUGUGUUCCCUCGAAAUGUUUUAACUGCCAUUCCCAGUGAACUUUUCUCCUCCUUUGUUAACUGCCUCACACACCUCACUUGUUCUUUUGGGCGAAGUGCUGCACUGGAAGAAGUGCUUGAUAAGGAUGACAUGGUAUACAUGGAAGCAUAUGAUAAACUGCUGGAGUCCUGGCUAACUUUGGUCCAAGAUGACAAACAUUUUCAUAAAGGCUUUUUUACCCAACAUGUAGUCCAACUUUUCAAUUCCUAUAUUCAGUGCCACUUAGCCGCUCCAGAUGGCACGAGGAAUUUGACUGCCAAUGGUGUAGCCUCUCGUGAGGAAGAAGAAAUAAGUGAACUUCAAGAAGAUGAUCGAGACCAGUUUUCUGAUCAACUAGCCAGUGUAGGAAUGCUAGGAAGAAUUGCUGCAGAGCACUGUAUACCUCUUCUGACAAGUUUAUUAGAAGAAAGAGUAACAAGACUUCAUAGUCAGUUACAGCGACAUCAGCAACAAUUACUUGCUUCAUCUGCUUCAAGCACCAUUAACAACAAAAUGCUUGAUGAUCUCUGUGAAGAUAUUCACUGGCUUAUUUUAGUUACAGGCUACCUCUUAGCUGAUGAUACUCAGCGAGAGACUCCGCUAAUACCUCCAGAAAUAAUGGAAUAUUCCAUUAAGCAUUCAUCUGAAGUUGACAUUAAUACAACACUUCAAAUUUUGGGAUCUCCAGGAGAAAAGGCUUCUUCCAUCCCAGGGUACAACAGAACAGAUUCUGUGAUUAGGCUGUUAUCUGCUGUUCUAAGAGUUUCAGAAGUUGAAUUUUGAGCAAUAAGAGCAGAUCUCACUCAUCUACUAAGCCCUCAAAUGGGCAAAGAUAUUGUUUGGUUUCUAAAACGCUGGGCCAAGACAUACCUCCUGGUGGAUGAAAAGCUAUAUGAUCAGGUAAGUCUGCCAUUCAGCACAGCAUUCGGAGCAGAUACAGAAGGUUCUCAGUGGAUUAUUGGCUACCUCUUACAAAAAGUCAUCAGUAACCUCUCAGUCUGGAGUAGUGAACAGGACCUUGCAAAUGAUACUGUGCAGCUCCUUGUCACUUUGGUGGAAAGGAGAGAAAGGGCAAACUUAGUAAUUCAGUGUGAAAAUUGGUGGAACCUAGCUAAGCAGUUCGCAAGCCGAAGCCCACCUCUUAAUUUCUUGUCAAGUCCCGUGCAGAGGACCCUGAUGAAGGCUCUAGUCUUGGGAGGCUUUGUACACAUGGACACAGAAACCAAACAACAGUACUGGACAGAGGUUCUUCAGCCACUGCAGCAGCGAUUCCUGAGAGUGAUCAACCAGGAGAACUUCCAGCAGCUGUGUCAGCAGGAAGAAGUCAAGCAGGAGAUCACUGCCACACUCGAGGCCCUCUGUGGCAUUGCUGAGGCUACCCAGAUUGACAAUGUAGCCAUUCUUUUCAACUUUUUAAUGGACUUUCUUACCAAUUGCAUUGGGUUGAUGGAAGUUUACAAAAAUACCCCAGAAACUGUCAACCUCAUUAUCGAAGUUUUUGUUGAAGUUGCACAUAAACAGAUAUGCUAUCUUGGAGAGUCCAAAGCUAUGAACUUAUAUGAAGUCUGCCUUACUUUGUUGCAAGUAUAUUCUAAGAACAAUUUAGGGCGGCAAAGAAUAGAUGUUACAGCAGAAGAAGAGCAAUACCAAGACCUACUCCUCAUAAUGGAGCUUCUUACUAACCUUCUGUCAAAGGAAUUUAUAGAUUUCAGUGACACAGAUGAAGUAUUUAGAGGACAUGAGCCAGGUCAAGCAGCAAACAGAUCUGUGUCAGCAGCUGAUGUUGUUUUAUAUGGAGUAAACCUAAUUCUCCCCUUGAUGUCACAAGAUCUUUUGAAGUUUCUAACCCUUUGUAAUCAAUACUACAAAUUAAUCACCUUUAUCUGUGAGAUUUUUCCUGAAAAAAUACCACAGCUUCCUGAGGAUCUGUUUAAAAUUUUGAUGUAUUCCCUAGAAUUAGGAAUGACGUCAAUGAGCUCGGAGGUGUGCCAGCUCUGCCUGGAGGCCUUGACACCCUUAGCCGAACAGUGCGCAAAAGCCCAGGAAACAGAUUCACCACUUUUUCUAGCAACUCAGCACUUUCUUAAGCUGGUUUUUGAUAUGCUUGUUUUACAAAAGUACAACACAGAGACGACUACUGCAGCGGGUGAAGCUUUCUACACCUUGGUGUGUUUGCUUCAGGCUGAAUAUUCUGAACUGGUGGAGACAUUACUAUCAAGUCAACCAGACCCAGUUAUUUACCAGAGAUUAGCAGAUGCCUUCAACAAGCUCACUGCAAGCAGCACUCCUCCUACGCUGGAUCAGAAGCAGAAGAUGGCCUUUCUAAAGAGUUUAGAAGAAUUUAUGGCAAAUGUUGGUGGUCUCCUUUAUGUAAAAUAA
This is a messenger RNA of Perognathus longimembris pacificus (Pacific pocket mouse), 3468 nucleotides long. RefSeq names its product exportin-4-like. Gene Ontology annotation, molecular function: nuclear export signal receptor activity. The record is from RefSeq and is a predicted model, not a curated record. Lineage: Eukaryota; Metazoa; Chordata; Mammalia; Rodentia; Heteromyidae. Gene Ontology annotation, biological process: protein export from nucleus. Gene Ontology annotation, cellular component: nuclear pore; cytoplasm.